ACCUCCAACGCAUACACGAUCUAUCUAUCCACUUUUUCAAACUUCCUCCACUCCACCUACACCAAUCACCAUGUCUUUCCUCUUCGGCGGUCCCCCCAAGCUGUCCUCGGCAGAGAAGAUUGCUGCCGCAGAGACCGAAGUCGAGAUGAUCUCCGACAUGUUCAACCGUCUCACCGAGUCCUGCACCAAGAAAUGCAUCCCCAACGACUACCGCGAAGGCGAGCUGAACAAGGGCGAGUCCGUCUGCCUCGACCGCUGCGUCGGCAAGUUCUUCGACGUCAACAUCAAGGUCAGCGAGAAGAUGCAGGGCGAUGCUGCCAGCAGACAGGGAGGUAUGGGCAUGCAGAUGUAAAAACCUCUCUCUCUUGGUGAUGUGGGCUUGUACCGAUAGAGGGCCCAGUGUAUAAUGUAUUCUUUUUUCCCUCUUCUUUUUUUUCUCUCUUGCUUGCUUGUCUUGUGCUUGAGUCUCCACUCGGUUGGUUUUCGGUUUGUUGGUUUUUCGUUGUAGAUCGGUCUGCGGGUGCAAAUCACGAUACGAUACAUUACUGUUGGUUUUAGGUGGCCUUAAAGGGAAUGUCAUAUGUGUGAUAUGAGGCGCGUGGUAUGCUCAUUGCGCGCAUAUCGGAUGUCGAUUCGAAUUAUAUAUGUACACUAGAAAUGAUAUACAAAAAAUGUAUGACAUGAACG
Aspergillus candidus is the source of this 687-nucleotide messenger RNA. Its product is annotated as Tim10/DDP family zinc finger protein. Bases 71 to 352 code for a protein of 93 amino acids. Lineage: Eukaryota; Fungi; Ascomycota; Eurotiomycetes; Eurotiales; Aspergillaceae. Gene Ontology annotation, cellular component: mitochondrial inner membrane. Gene Ontology annotation, biological process: protein insertion into mitochondrial inner membrane. The transcript is spliced from 3 exons. The record is from RefSeq and is a predicted model, not a curated record.